GCAAGGUUCUAACAACUUCAAUCUCUCUCUCCUUUCCUCCCAUUUCAAUUCAUUUCUCUUUUGCAAAGUUCUUACAACUUCAAUAUCUCUCUCCUUUCCUCCCAUUUCAACAACAAAAAAAAAAACUCUCUCCUUUCCUCUCUAUCGUUUUCUAUUGUUUGUGCGUAUACCUUUCCAAAUCUGUCAUGGAAAAAACUGUGUCAUUUUUACAACCUCCAACUUAUGGGAAUGUUAUCACCAUUCUUAGCAUUGAUGGGGGUGGAAUAAGAGGAAUUAUCCCAGGAGUAAUACUUAGCUUCUUAGAGUCUGAGCUUCAGAAACUAGAUGGUGAGGAUGCAAGAAUCGCAGACUAUUUUGAUGUGAUUUCUGGUACAAGCACUGGCGGACUUGUGACUGCCAUGCUAACUACUCCCAAUGAAAAGAAUCGCCCUAUGUUUGCUGCCAAAGAUAUUAAGGAGUUCUACCUUGAUCACAGUCCCAAAAUUUUCCCUCAAUCUCGGAAUUUUCUAUUUGGUCAAGUAAGAAAGGUAAUCAAGGCCAUAAUAGGACCAAAAUAUAAUGGCAAGUAUCUGCAUAAUCUUGUUAAAGAAAAACUGGGAAACACGCGAUUGCAUCAAACAUUGACUAAUGUUGUAAUUCCAACUUUCGAUAUCAAGCGGCUCCAGCCUACCAUCUUCUCUAGCUACGAGGUGAAACAAAAUCCAAGCCUUGAUGCCUUACUCUCUGAUAUAUGCAUUGGAACUUCAGCUGCGCCAACUUAUCUACCUGCACAUCGUUUUGAAACCAAAGAUUCAGCAGGAGGAGUGAGACAAUUCCAUCUAAUAGAUGGUGGCGUUGCUGCUAAUAAUCCGGCUUUAAUUGCCAUCAAUGAAGUGACUAAGGAGAUAAACCGGGGAAGUCCCGACUUCUUUCCGAUAAAGCCGACGGAGUAUCGCCGGUUUCUGGUUGUAUCCUUAGGAACAGGCUCACCAAAAUCUGAAGAGAAGAAUGAUGCAAAUGAAGCAGCAAAGUGGGGUGUUUUAGGGUGGUUAACACAUGGUGGUUCGACUCCAUUGGUGGAUGUAUUCACUCAAUCAAGUAGUGACAUGGUGGAUCUUCUCAUUUCCACAGUUUUUCAAUCCCUUCAAUCUGAAAAUAACUAUAUCCGAAUUCAGGAUGACACAUUAGGUGGGGAAGUUUCAUCGGUUGAUGUUGCAACCACAAAAAAUUUGGAAGAUCUAGUAAAAAUUGGUGAGGGUCUAUUGAAAAAACCAGUUUCAAGAGUAAAUUUGGAUACAGGCAUGUAUGAGGCCUCAGAUCAGGUUACCAUUACCAAUGAGCAGGCUCUAAUCAAGUUGGCAGAUGUACUCUCCAAGGAGAAGCGUAUCCGGGAGGCUAGAUCACCAAUGGGACAUUCUCCAAAGUUAGAUCAAUCGAUUAUCCUGAAUAACUAAAAUCAAGCUCAUGAAAUUUAGAGGUGGAGACCUGAUUAUUAACCUCACAAUUCAUUAUUAGUUAGUGAAUAUGAAUAAAGCCUGGGUGUGCCAGUGUAGUAAUGUAACUCAUAUUUUCAUAUUUUACGUAAUUUAAUAAGUAAUUAGUUGAAAUUCACAUUGU
Molecule: messenger RNA, 1596 nt
Organism: Ilex paraguariensis (yerba mate)
Lineage: Eukaryota; Viridiplantae; Streptophyta; Magnoliopsida; Aquifoliales; Aquifoliaceae
Source: the annotation of a GenBank genome assembly